Danio aesculapii is the source of this 2441-nucleotide messenger RNA. RefSeq names its product calcium/calmodulin-dependent protein kinase Ia (gene camk1a). Gene Ontology annotation, cellular component: intracellular anatomical structure. Gene Ontology annotation, biological process: peptidyl-serine phosphorylation. Bases 110 to 1291 code for a protein of 393 amino acids. Gene Ontology annotation, molecular function: calcium/calmodulin-dependent protein kinase activity; calmodulin binding; ATP binding. The transcript is spliced from 12 exons. Lineage: Eukaryota; Metazoa; Chordata; Actinopteri; Cypriniformes; Danionidae. The record is from RefSeq and is a predicted model, not a curated record.
CGUAACUAUUGCAUCGAGAGAGAAUUGCGGACCGAUAAAGAGCAGAAGAGGACCACCAUCCGUCCCCAGUAGCAGACGAUCAGUUUCUUAGUGGCAAAUCAACUAUAAAAUGCCUUUAGGAGAAGAUGAAAAUGGAUGGAAAAAAAAGACAACUGAUAUCAAGGAGAAUUACGAUUUCAAGGAGGUCUUGGGGACGGGGGCAUUCUCUGAGGUGUUUCUGGCAGAGGAGAAGAAGACCCAGCGACUCGUGGCCAUUAAAUGCAUCCCUAAGAAAGCACUGGAGGGGAAGGAGAACAGCAUUGAGAAUGAGAUUGCUGUGCUACACAGAAUAAAACAUGAGAAUAUUGUUUCCCUGGAAGACAUCUUUGAGAGUCAGUCACAUUUGUAUCUGGUCAUGCAACUAGUGUCAGGAGGAGAGCUCUUCGACAGGAUUGUUGAAAAGGGUUUCUACACAGAGAGAGAUGCCAGCAAACUUAUUCGUCAGAUAUUAGACGCAGUGAAGUAUCUGCAUGAUAUGGGCAUUGUGCACAGAGACCUGAAGCCGGAGAACCUGCUGUAUUACAGUAUGGAGGAGGACUCGAAUAUCAUGAUCAGUGACUUUGGCCUGUCCAAAAUCGAGGACUCUGCAAGUGUGAUGUCCACUGCCUGCGGAACGCCUGGAUACGUGGCUCCAGAGGUCUUGGCACAGAAACCAUAUAGUAAAGCUGUAGACUGUUGGUCCAUAGGAGUCAUUUCUUAUAUCCUUUUAUGUGGCUACCCCCCAUUUUAUGAUGAAAAUGAUGCCAAGCUGUUCGAGCAGAUUUUAAAAGCAGAGUAUGAGUUUGACUCUCCGUACUGGGACGAUAUCUCUGAUUCAGCCAAGGACUUCAUCAGUCACUUGAUGGAGAAAGAUCCGUCUCUGAGAUACACAUGUGAACAGGCUUUACUGCACCCAUGGAUCUCUGGAGACACAGCUUUGGAUAAGAACAUUCAUGAAUCUGUCAGCGCUCAGAUCAAGAAAAACUUUGCUAAAAGUAAAUGGAAGCAAGCAUUCAAUGCGACAGCAGUGGUCAGACACAUGCGGAGAUUGCAGCUGAGCACCAGCCUCGAGGGUCCGAGCCAAAUCACCAGCACCAGCCCAUACAGACACCUGCUGCUGCCCGCCAAAGAGCUCGACCAGCAGGAUGAGGAGGAGGAGGAAGAGGAGGAGGAGGAGAACGGUUCUCCCAGUGUGGACGGCCGUCGAGGCAGUGCUGAUCGGGACAGUCUCAGGAGCUGUGCUUACUGCUGCCGACCAACCAGCAGGAUCUGAAGCAGAACCUACAGAACACGAACACACACACGCACACACACACACGCACACACACCAGACUGAGCCAUCCAGGACACACAGCUCUCCUGCAGACAGACAGCAGAUGGAGCCAAACCCAAACAAACCUGACAGGAGAGACUCUGAGAAGUGGGUAUAUCAUUGACAGAUGCAUAACUCCUCCAUCAUUUUAUUUUGUCUGAUUAUUCAUAUUUCUGUACCCCGACCAAAGAGAAAAAAAAAAGUGUGUUGUAUAUUUAUGUUAUUUAUUUAUCUUUGAGGAAACAUUCAGGUCUGUACCCCGUAGCAAUUUGGACUUUCUUGGAAAGCCACUAGGUAUUUAAUGUCUUAAUAUUUAUUAAUGUCCCACUUGCUCAGGCGAUAAAUUCAUUUGUCAUCAAUAAAGGGACAGUUCACCCAAAAAUGAAAAUUCAGUCGUCAUUUACACACCAUCCACUGGUUCCAAACCCGUUUGAGUUUCUUUCUUUUGUUGAACAAAAAUGAAGGUAUUUUGAAAAAUGUUGCCAACCAGUAGCCAUUGACUUCCAUAGUAAACUAAAUAAAGAAAUACUAUGGAAGUCAAUGGCUGACUUCCAUAGUAUUUAUUUAUUUAGUUUACUAUGGAAGUGAAUGAUUACCCAUUUACCCAUAACAUUCUUCAAAGUACCUAUUGUGUUUGUAGUUCAACAGAGAAAAAAAGAAACUUUGGAACCACUUAAGGGUUAGUAAAGGAAAAUUUUGAAGUGAACUGUCCCUUUAAGUACAUUUUCACGCCUUAAUCCACAAGUCCAUGUCGUUGAAUUGUGAUUUGGUUCAGACUGGCUCUGUAGUGAAAAUCUGUGGCAUUUCCAAGCUAAACCAGCGAUCAUAUGAUCUUGUGCAUAUAAAUGGCUGCUCGCUUUUAUAAACAGUCAUGGAGGUAUUUUUCACAUUCAUUUUUUUCCAUAGGGCUUUAAAAAAAACAUUAUAAAGGCAUGAAAGUAAUCACGCAGCUAUGAGGAGAAUCACAACAUUUGAGAAGUAUACAAAAAUCUAACAAACCAUACAAGAAUUGGAACUUAAAGGGGCAGUUCACACAAAAAUGAAAAUUCUAACAUCAUUUACUAACCCUCACAUGGUUCCAAAUCUUUAAUCUCUUGAACAAAAAACUGUA